CUAAGUGAACUAAAGUAGACCAUCACCACUCAAAAAAAAGAAAAAGAAAAAGUGAACUAAAGAAGACGAGUAGUACUCACUGGCAACAAUCUUUAGCAAACAUGGCAGAUAAUUCUCUUCUAACUCUGCUCAAAGUAAUGAUGAUUUUAAUAUGGGCUGCUUGGAUUUGUUUUUGGAUUCUAAAGCCCACCCAGCUAUGGACAAGAAAAUGGAAACAAGCAGAAGAUAGAUCAAAGCCAACAGUUUUUGGAUAUUCUGGUCUUAAUUUUGCUGUGUUUACAUUCCCUGUAAUUGCUGUGGCUAUACUUGGAUCCGUGUACUUGAAUUUGCGGCAGAGACAGCCAAGAAGGAGAACAAAGAGAAGCUCAAUUUCUGGUUUUUCAAAUCUACUGGUUGUGAACCCCCUUCUGGGUAUUGUAUCUGCUGUUGAAAUCCUAGCAGUGUUCUUGUUUCUGCUUUUCUUAGCAUGGACUUUUUAUGCUAGAAUCUCUAAUGAUUUUAAGAAGUUAAUGCCAAUCAAAUCGCUAAAGCUGGAUAUAUGGCAAUUGAAGUAUCUAAGAGUGGCAACAAGGUUUGGUUUGCUAGCAGAAGCUUGCCUUGCUUUACUUUUCCUACCAAUCUUAAGAGGGCUAGCCUUGUUUCGGGUACUUGGCAUCCAGUUUGAAGCUUCAGUAAGAUAUCAUAUAUGGCUUGGAACUGCAAUGAUACUCUUUGCUACAAUCCAUGGUGGUAGCACCUUGUUCGUUUGGGGAAUUAGCCACCACAUUCAGGAUGAGAUAUGGAAAUGGCAAAAGACUGGCCGAAUAUACCUUGCUGGGGAGAUUACUCUAGUUACAGGAUUAGUCAUUUGGAUCACAGCACUUCCUCAAAUAAGAAGAAAAAAGUUUGAAAUUUUCUACUACACACAUCAUCUAUACAUCGUCUUUCUGGUGUUUUUCUUGUUUCAUGCUGGAGACCGGCAUUUCUAUUGGGUUUUCCCCGGGAUUUUUCUCUUUGGUCUUGACAAACUACUCCGAAUCGUACAAUCAAGACCGGAAACAUAUAUUCUUUCUGCACGAAUCUUCCCUUUGAAAGCUGUGGAACUAAUUCUGCCAAAAGAUCCAAGACUAAAGUAUACUCCAACAAGUGUGAUAUUUGUGAAGAUACCAAGUAUAUCCAAAUUUGAAUGGCACUCUUUCAGUAUAACUUCCAGCACCAGUAUUGAUGAUCAAACAAUGUCUGUCAUUGUUAAAUGUGAAGGAUCAUGGACAAGUUCUCUGUACCACUUGAUACAAUCUAAGAUCGAAAUGGAUGCUGAUAAGUUAAGUAGCAUACCUAUUGCUGUUGAAGGUCCAUAUGGACCUGCUUCACUAGAUUUUCUUAGAUAUGACAGUUUACUUCUGAUUGCUGGAGGAAUUGGGAUAACACCAUUUCUAAGCAUCUUGCAGGAAAUUAGUUCACCCCAGAAUAACAGCAGAUUUGGGUUCCCCACGAGAAAGCAACUUAUAUUCGUCAUGAAGAAGUCUGACGAGAUUAGUCUGUUAAACUCAAUCUCACCACUAAUUCUAGAGAAAUCAUCUGAACAAUCACAUCUGAAAUUAAAAGUAUUUGUGACACAAGAGCAUCAAUCAGGUGAAACGCUUGAAGAACUACUGCACGUGUUUUCUCAAGUGCAAACGGUGCACUUCAGUACACAUGGUACCAAGCAUGCAGUAAAUGGACUUGAAAGUUCAUCUUGGAUGGCUGCGAUAGCCGGACUUUCUUCCAUAGUGUUCCUUGUCUUCCUUAUCUGUUUUAACCAUAUAUUUGUUCCCGAAGAGAAAAAGGCCUCAAAAGCCUCCAAAGAGAAAAACCCAUCAUGGGUUGCUGAUCUACUCAUCAUAGCUUCAUUUGCAAUAGCAAUUCUAAGCGGUGCUUUUGCAGCAGUUGCUAUAAGAUGGAGGAGGCUGAAGAAACAAACUCCCCUAAUUUUCCAAAAACCAGGCAAAGCCAUGGUACCAAGUUCGACAGUAGCAAGGAGCACAAUCGAGGAACACGAAAUCCAUUUUGGAGGAAGACCUGAUUUCCAAGAUAUAUUCAACAAGUUUCCAAAUGAAAUGGGUGGAACCAAUAUUGGAGUUCUGGUCUGUGGGCCAGAGACCAUGAAAGAGUCGGUAGCAGCUAUAUGCCACCAAAGGUCACAAGCUUUCAAGACUGGUGCAAAGAAAGCAAAUUUCUACUUUCACUCCCUUAACUUCAAUCUUUAGUUUAAGUCUCAUCAAUAUUCUACAUAUACCAAUAAAGAGAGAAGUGUUUAACAGAAAUGUCAUCCACUCUAAGAUAAAAAUGUAGGUCUGGUUAUCCAGAUUUUGUGCACAUUUUAGUUUCUCUUUUGGGGUUUAGAAUAAUGAAUCUCACCAUCUCAGCAUGUAAAUAUAUUUGUAUCUGCAUGAAUAUAGUUUUAUAAAUUUGGAAUGUGAAGAGAUUUGCUUGUC
This is a messenger RNA of Ziziphus jujuba (common jujube), 2453 nucleotides long. RefSeq names its product ferric reduction oxidase 8, mitochondrial. Gene Ontology annotation, molecular function: oxidoreductase activity. The record is from RefSeq and is a predicted model, not a curated record. Lineage: Eukaryota; Viridiplantae; Streptophyta; Magnoliopsida; Rosales; Rhamnaceae. The transcript has 8 exons. Gene Ontology annotation, cellular component: plasma membrane. The coding region runs from base 102 to 2225 and encodes 707 amino acids.